This is a messenger RNA of Oncorhynchus kisutch (coho salmon), 3249 nucleotides long. It is a transcript of the gene rasl12, whose product is annotated as RAS-like, family 12. The record is from RefSeq and is a predicted model, not a curated record. Gene Ontology annotation, molecular function: GTPase activity; GTP binding. The transcript is spliced from 6 exons. The coding region runs from base 245 to 1027 and encodes 260 amino acids. NCBI's taxonomy places the organism in Eukaryota, Metazoa, Chordata, Actinopteri, Salmoniformes, Salmonidae.
CGCAAGGUCCUACCAGCUGUGCACGCACGGAGCAGCUCGAGCUUCUUUCACCAUCGAGUAUGAGCAUCCUCAUCAUCGGACAGGAUUUAAGAGCGCGUUCUAAAACUCGUUGGAAUGUUGUUAUUGCAUUUGGAUUCAUAUGAUUUUAAAUGUAAUACAGAUUUUUUUUAAACCACAUCAAACCAACUAGCCGAUUCACUUCUACCCCAGUCUUUAACUCUGAGAAAACCUUUUAAGUCUAAAGAUGUCACUGAUGUUUGGGAAAGCAAGGAGUUGUAACUUCUCUGCUAUCCCUGAGGGGGGACAACCUGAGGUCAAUGUGGUCAUCCUUGGAGUGAAGGGCUCAGGAAAAUCAGCGUUGACUGUCAAAUUUCUCACCAAGCGCUUCAUCAGUGAAUAUGACCCCAAUCUAGAGGAUACUUACUCUUCUGAGGACAUGGUGGACCAACAGCCUGUCGUUGUGAAAGUUAUGGACACAGCUGACCAGGACGGCCCAGUGAACUGUGAGCGCUACCUCUCGUGGGCCAGUGCCUUCCUUGUGGUCUACAGCAUAGACAAUAGACGGAGCUUUGAGGGCUGCCAACAGUACCUGGAGGCCGUCACCGUCCACACCAAGGCCCUGCAGCCAAAGACCCCCAUUAUACUGCUGGGCAACAAGCUGGACAUGGAGAGAUACAGGCAGGUGAGUAAGUCGGACGGCUCGGCCCUCGCCACCCGUUUCGGCUGCCUGUUCUUCGAGGUGUCUGCUUGCCUGGACUUCCUGUCUGUCCAGCGGGUCUUCCAUGAAGCUGUGAGGGAGGCCAGGCAGCUGGGCGGCAAAAGGAGCCCCCCGUUACGUCCCCUUUACAUCAGUGAGGACAACAAGCCAUUGUUCAGCCUCGCCACCGUGCCCCCGUUCACCACCCCCUGCUACAAAGAGCUCCCAGUGCCCGCCACCGCCAAGCUGGUGACGGUCAAGUCAUCACGGGCACAGAGCAAACGGCGGGCACCCACGCUGACGCUGCUCAAGGGCUUCAAGAUCUUCUGAUGAGUCGAUGGAGAAUGAGACCAGACAUAAAGAAUGGAAAUUUGAGACUUGUCUCAAACUUGUGCUCAAAGACUUGAGACUUAUGCUCAAACCUUGAGACUUAACUUGGACUUGUGCUCAGAGAUUUGAGACUUGACUGAGUGUCUCAGGCUCGAAGACUUGACUCAACCUGGACUUUCCUAAAGUGACUUAUUGACAAGUCUGCCAUAGUGGCUUACAAUAUGGACAAGUGAGAGAACUGUGAAAUAGGUUAUGAGAGACAAUGGACUGUGUCAUUGAAAAACAGAACAAAAUGGAGACAGAAUAACAUACAACCAAGCCAUCAACAUACUGUAUGCAGCAGAAGCUGUCAUGGUGAUAUCACCAUCACUUCGUUGGAGCGUGUACCAAAACGUCAUGAUGACUUACUGCACCUUCAAGUGAAGAGAUGGAACACUAAUUAUCAGAGCUCCUUGAGAGAUGGACAGUAAUGGACUGGUGUUUAAACUGUCAUUGUGAAUGUUGAAUUUAUAUUGCCAAAGUUUUCAAAGUUUGUCUUGAAGUCAGUUACUGGGACAAAGUUAUGUUAGUUGCCAAAUGUAUUGUGGUGAUUGGAGUGCAUAUGACGGUGAUGGUAUGUUCACUGUAGUAUAGAUUGCUGACACUAUGCACAUGUAUUUUUAUAUGCAUUUUAAUAAGCUUUAAAGGAAAACUCAUUUUAUCGAAUGAAGACAUAUUUUGUUCACAUGUUUUAAGUUAUUUGAUGUUAUAACACAAAGUAGUAAGUCAAUCUUUGAGUAAAAGGCCCAGUGCAGACAAAAUUCAGUUUUUCUGUGUUUUAUAUUAUAUUGUACAACAGUUGAUGAAACUAACACUGUAAAAGUGUGAAAAAAUGUGAUCAGUGUAAUUUCCUGAUAGGUGCUGGUUUCUAAUCAGCAGGUUUGCAUGGCCGCGAGUUUUGGCUUUCCAUGGUCACAUCACCAUGCUAUAAAUUGGUUCAUAGACAAAUAACAAAGACUGUUCCAAACAUCUCUGCCAAUAACAGCUAGUUUUCAGUUUUCCCCUCCCAUCUCAGACCACUCCCAGACAGUCUGAGCGAAAUUCUUGCUUGAGAAAUAUGUUUUUGCUAAAAAGCAUUUUUAGCCAAUUUUAAUGGAAAUCCAUUACAGUAAGGUACUUAAUUGCAACCCAGUAAUGAUUUGAUAUUGAUAUCAAAACAACUGCAUUGGGGCUUUAACUUCAUACAUACAUCGUUUUCACGAGAUGUGGGCGCCCUCCUCAGGCUCAUCAGUGUAACAACGGUUGCAUUUAAAAAAACUUAAAACACAGUUUUAUACUAUUGUAUGCUAAUGCCAUCCCAACCAAAAUGACAAAAAAGAACUAUUUUGAUAUGAACAGUUUUAUUUCCUUAUUGUAAAUACUGCAAUUGGUGGAAUGCUUUUAUAACACAAUGAAAAUGUAUCUUACAUAUGGAGAGGUAGUAUGAUGACAAAAGUUAACCCACUGAAUUCUGUUUUCUGUCCAAAACAUCUAUAUGUGGAUACUCUCUCACAAGAGCUUUCCACUAUACUCACAGCAAGAUAAUUCCAGUUUGUAUUAUAUUAGGAUCCCGAUUAGCUGAUGCCAUGAGUUCAGCUAAUCUUCCUGGUGGCCAGCAUUAUAACUAAAAAUACUUUACAAAUAGAAUUACAAAAGAGAUGUAUAAAGAGAAGUUUGAUCUUCCAAUUUUAAUGUUAUCUCAGACCAUGUUUAGUUGCCUUUUAGUGUUUCCCAAGUAGACUACACUUGAAUAGCUUAUGACACAUGAUUUAUAAGUGUUCCUACAUACUGUCAAGAGACAUAGGAAAACUCUUCACUACACUAUAAACAACACGUUGCACUUCUUCAUGACCAAAAAACAACAUUUACUAACUAUUUGGUAUCCUAAAUAGUUGGUUGCGAUGUUUCGACGGCCAGCAAUGUUUACAGUAGAUGUAUAUUCCAAGCAUUGCUGAAACUGCAACCAACAAAGUACUUGUGAAUGAUGACUGUGAUACUGCACAUCUUGUACACAGCAUUAUUUGUAGUAGUUGUAUACCCUUUUCACACUACUGAGCCAAGUCAAGCUGUACUGCGCUGGCAUGGUUAUGCAUCCACCAAUAAAAUAUCUGAGCCAGCACAGUACGGUCUGGCUCAGCACAGUAGUGUAAAAAGGGCAUUACAGUAAUUAAACAGACAGUGGUUGUUUAAGUUACAGGUCAAAA